AUCCAGUGAUGCUGUGCACUCUUGUGUAGGUUGCAGACAAGGCUCAGAGCCCAUGUGGCUGUGGCACAGGCCUCAGCUGUGGCUCCAACUCAAUCCCUAGCCUGGCCUAAAAAAAGACAAAUGUAGAAAUAAAUUUGCUGGAGUUCCCGUUGUGGCUCAGUGGUUAACAAAUCUGACUAGGAACCAUGAGGUUGCAGGUUCGAUCCCUGGCCUUGCUGAGUGGGUUAAGGAUCCGGCGUUGCUAUGAACUGUGGUGUAGGCUGCAGCGGCUACAGCUUCAAUUAGACCCCCUAGCCUGGGAACCUCCAUAUGCCGCGGGAACAGCCCUAGAAAAGGCAAGAAGACAAAAAAAAAAAAAAAAAAAAUGCUGGUUCCUGAGUCAUGAGGGUUGAAUUCUCCGUCUCCACAAGUUUCUCGUGAAAGAGCACUGGGAAACAGUGGGACCUAGAAACAUGGGGACACAGAGGAAACAGUCUUGAACCCCCAUAUUCACUGGGAACCUCCCUUGCCAGUGAGAGGAGACCACCAGCAGUCCUGGGCUUGAAAACCCUGUGAUGACCUCCUCUGAGGCAGAUGCCUUGAAAGGCUGUCUGCCUUCCUCAAGACUCAGCACAAGCACCCCUGCUGUCACGGACCCACAAGUGCAGAGUCAAGCACGUUCAGGGGACAGCAGUUCACGAUGACCAAGAAGGAACAGCUUUUAUACCAAAAGAAGGGCAAGACUUGCAGACAGAUGAAUAGUCAGAACUCUGGGGAACCCAUGCAGGAGUGGGUUCUUAGGUGUUAGGCCAGGGAGGGUGGAUCACACUGGAUAAGGCCACACUGAUGGACGGGAGGGCACUUACCAGAGGUUCUAGACAUAAUGAGUGAGGUGGUGCAGCUGGGGGUGGUCCCGGCCGCUUUCUCGGUUGGCUGACUGGAACUUGGACUCAACAGUGACCUAUGGUUACUAAGGCGAGACGCCAGAACUGCCUUAGCAUAAUCUGGAGAUAGGAUCCAAAGGCCUGGAGAAGCAGGAGUGCUGGAUGGGCCAACCAUGUUCGACCCGCACAUCCACCCCAACUGUGCUCCACAAGGCGGCACCUCUUCAGUCACUCUGGACAUCCGACUUUACCUGUUCCAGCGGCUGGGUGGUGUUUCUCUCCGACUGGAGCGUCUGCAGACCGAUGCCCACAGCAACCAAAACGGUUCUGAGACUUUCCACUGGCCUGCCGCCACCCCCUGGCUGAAGAACCUCCACGCCCUGGGAGAAGCUAGGCCCCUGGUUCUCCCCUCCUCGGCCGGCCUGCCUGCUCCCCGCCAGUCUCUGCAGCCACCCCUGCACCUUUCCCGAGGUCUCAGAAAACCAGCCCUGACACGCCAGAGGCCCCAUCGCUCAGGUCUGCCUCCGUCCUGCUUCCCCCUCCCCCGCCCCGCAGCCCCGCCCCAGCCCCUCCCGGCCCCUGGGGCCCUCCCAGCCUCCAGCUCCCCUCCCCGCCUGCCCUGCCCGCGGACCUUGGAUGGGCUGGGCUGGGCUGGAGAACCAGAACGACGACACCGCACCGGCACCGCGGGACACACUGAGGGACACAGCACGCGGGACCAGGGCUGAGGGAAGCGGCAGGGAGGGCUGAGCCAAGGCCCAGGGCACUGGAGCUGGCGGGAGCUGGACCCGACGGGAGCUUCCACAGCCGCCCCUUCCCUGGGCCGGGUCAUGCGCUGCCCCAAGUGCCUUCUCUGCCUGUCAGCUCUACUCACGCUCUUGGGCCUCAAGGUGUACAUCGAGUGGACGUCCGAGCCUCGGCUGGGCAAGGCCCACCCCGGACCCCGCGGCACCCCGCCAGGCCCCACAUCCGCCAGCUCCGAGCCCACCCUGCCAGCUAACCUCUCAGCCCGCCUGGGCCAGUUGGGCCCACUGGCCUCCGCCUACUGGAACCAGCAGCAGUGGCGCCUGGGGACCCUACCCAGCGGGGACAGCACUGAGGCGGGGGACUGCCGUGCUUGGGGGGCUGCUGCCGCGGCAGAGAUCCCCGACUUCACCUCCUACCCCGAGGAUCUCCGCCGCUUCCUGCUGUCGGCAGCCUGCCGGAGCUUUCCGCGGUGGCUGCCCAGAGGCAGCGGUGGCCAAGUGGCCGGCUGUGAGGAUCCCGACAUCCCCUACCUGCUCUUGGCCAUCAAGUCGGAGCCAGGACGCUUUGCAGAACGACAAGCUGUGAGGGAGACGUGGGGCGGGCCGGCUCCUGGGGUCCGGCUGCUCUUCCUGCUGGGGUCCCCGGAGGGCAAGGCAGGGCCUGACCUAGGCUCCCUGGUGGCCUGGGAGAGCCGCCGCUACAGCGACCUGCUGCUCUGGGAUUUCCUCGAUGUCCCCUUCAACCAGACGCUCAAGGACCUGCUGCUGCUGGCCUGGCUGGGCCGCCACUGUCCCGGAGUGAGCUUCAUCCUGCAAGCCCAGGAUGACGCCUUUGUGCACACCCCCGCCCUGCUGGACCACCUGCGGGCCCUGCCACCGGGCAAGGCGCGAGGCCUCUACCUGGGAGAGGUCUUCACCCAGGCCAAGCCCCUCCGGAGGCCUGGAGACCCCUUCUAUGUGCCGGGGUCCUUCUUCGAAGGCGGCUAUCCGGCCUAUGCGAGUGGCGGCGGCUACAUCAUCGCGGGGCGCCUGGCACCCUGGCUGCUGCAGGCAGCGGCCCGUGUGGCCCCCUUCCCCUUCAACGAUGUCUACACUGGCCUGUGCUUCCAAGCCUUGGGCCUGGCGCCCAGGACCCACAAAGGCUUCCUCACGGCCUGGCCAGCAGACCGCACGGCUGACCCCUGUGCUUUCCGAGACCUGCUGCUGGUGCGGCCCCUGAGCCCCCAGAACAGCAUCCGCCUCUGGAAGCAGCUUCAGGACCCUCAGCUCCAGUGCUGAACCUUGGCGGGGGGUGGGGCCAGACCUGCUGGCCCUUCGGUCAGCCUCUCCUGCUAGGCCUCGAUGGGAGGAAGGAGGUCCUAGAAAGGAGGCUGCUUGAGCCCCUCCUGGGCCGCCCAAGAGGUGACAGACUGUUUAUGAAAAGUCCAUACUCUUCACUCUGA
Molecule: messenger RNA, 3051 nt
Organism: Sus scrofa (pig)
Lineage: Eukaryota; Metazoa; Chordata; Mammalia; Artiodactyla; Suidae
Gene: B3GNT8
Product: UDP-GlcNAc:betaGal beta-1,3-N-acetylglucosaminyltransferase 8
Biological process (GO): protein O-linked glycosylation; poly-N-acetyllactosamine biosynthetic process
Cellular component (GO): Golgi membrane
Molecular function (GO): protein N-acetylglucosaminyltransferase activity
Source: RefSeq, a predicted model, not a curated record